UUGAAAUUCUAAAUUGGUACGUUCCACCGAACAUAGACAAUACAUUGAAUUGUGAUAUCAGCGCACUAUCUCAGUUGAUAACGUUGAUAAAUACGGGGAUGGUUGUCUUGAUAUUAGAAAUAUAACUUCAUCACUUUCAUAAGUUAUACACGACGCAAUAAGUAGCUACACAAUCGAAGAGCAACAGUAGGCACACGAUAUAUAGACAGCCAUGUUGUCUUUAAAAUUCAUCGUGCUUUUACUUGUUUGUGCUAGAUUUGGCCUGUGCAAUGUAUCAAUCGAGCUCCCGGAGAUAACACUAUUACAACCUAAAGGAAUCCGUAUGGCCGUCAAAGACCCAGGGCCAGGGACAACGACCCUUGUUGCAUUCCACUACAGCAUCAAUACUCGCCUGGCAGGAGUAGAUCCAGGGGAUUGGAACUACGAUGUCAGGAGUAAAACAGGCGGACUUUGGGUACACGAAAAUCGACUGGUGGAUGUUCAACCAGGAGAUACAGUUUAUUACUGGAUAUACGCAGUUGUUAAUGGCUUGGGGUGGCAGGUCACAGACAAAUCGUAUACAAUUCCAAAUGAACUGGGAAUUCCAAGUUUAUACUCCUGAGGAACGCAAUGUAUACGUGAAAGACAACACUCUCUUCAUACGUCCUACACUCACCGCAGAUAGAUUUGACGAGAAUUUUGUAAGAUAUGGGACAAUGGAUGUGAACAAAUUGUGGGGACAAUGUACCGAUGACCAGUGGUGGGGAUGUUUACGAUCGGCCAAUGGAGGAGUAGUAAAUCCGAUAAUGUCCGGAAAGAUACGAACAAAAAUGUCCUUUAAAUACGGACGUGUCGAGGUUGUUGCGAAGAUGCCAAGGGGAGACUGGAUAUGGCCAGCUAUAUGGCUCAUGCCCCAGCAUAGCGAAUAUGGAGGUUGGCCAAGGUCAGGCGAGAUUGAUGUGUGCGAGAGUAGAGGUAACGAAGAUUAUGGAAAUAUCGGUGUUCAGGAGGCUGGCGUGGCACUUCACUGGGGAACACCAGGGAAUGACAGAUACCUUAUGACAAACGGCCAGAAGCGUUUGUCGGGGAAAAACUUUGGUGAAAAGUUUGUGAAAUACACAUUAGACUGGGACGAAUCCGGCAUCAAGGUUUACUACGAUGAUGAACUCAUUAUGAAUGCACCAACACCAAGUGAGGGUUAUUACAGAUAUGGAAAUCUCCCUGAGAAUCCUUGGCAAAAUGGAGGAAAAGCUGCGCCAUUUGACAAAGAGUUUUACUUGAUCCUGAAUGUGGCUGUCGGAGGCACCAACGGUUACUUCCCCGACAGUGUUCUGAACAGACCCAACCCCAAACCAUGGAGUAACACAUCUCCACGCGCAUCGGCUGAGUUCUGGGAUCGCAAGAACGACUGGUAUUCAACAUGGAAUGGCGAGAACACGGCAAUGCAAAUAAAAUCUGUGAAAAUAUGGAAAGAGGUAUCUGGAGGGGAAGGAGUAGUUCCAACCUCUACACCCUCCAAUGGUAUGCAAUUGAUACUAGAUGACAACUUCUCUACUCUUGAUCUGAACAAGUGGCGUCAUGAAGUAACGGCAAGUGGAGGAGGGAACUGGGAAUUCCAAGUCUACACCCCAGAGGAACGAAACGUGUACGUCAGAGACAACACGCUGUUCAUUAAGCCCACAUUGACAGCAGAUAGAUUCGAUGAAAAUUUUGUGAAGUAUGGCAAGAUGGAUGUUGAGAAACUGUGGGGUAAAUGCACGGACAGUCAAUGGUUCGGUUGUAACAGACAAGGAGACGGAUCUAAUAUCCUUAACCCAAUCAUGUCUGGCAAGAUUAGGACCAAAGUAUCUCUGAAAUACGGCAGAGUUGAGGUGGUAGCAAAAAUGCCCAAAGGUGAUUGGAUCUGGCCGGCAAUCUGGAUGCUGCCGGAGUGGAGCCACUAUGGCGGAUGGCCGCGUUCUGGAGAAAUAGACAUUUGCGAAAGCAGGGGUAAUAAUGACUAUGGGAGCAUAGGUGUCCAAGAGGCAGGGGCAACACUUCACUGGGGAACACCUGAUAACGACCGAUACACCAUGACGCAGGGACUCAAAAAACUGUCAGGACAGAACUUCGGUGAUAAAUUCAUUAAAUACACUACUGAUUGGGAUGCAACUGGUAUCAGAGUCUACUUUGAUGAUGAACUUGUUCUCAAUGCGCCAACACCCAAUAAUGGCUACUACAGAUACGGAAACCUACCUUAUAAUCCCUGGACGCAAGGGGGAAAAGAUGCUCCAUUUGAUAAGGAGUUUUACUUGAUCUUGAAUGUGGCCGUUGGUGGAACUAACGGGUAUUUCCCUGACAGUGUACCGAAUAUUCCCAGGCCAAAGCCAUGGAAGAAUAACUCACGAUUUGGCCCAAGGGACUUCUGGAACAAGAAGAACGAUUGGUACCAAACUUGGAGAGGCGAAGAGGCAGCCAUGCAAAUUAAAUCUGUUAAAAUAUGGAAAAAAGUUUAAUUUUGCAUUUGAUAUUUACCAUAUGAGAAUUGGUUUGAAAAUAGAGAAUGCAUAUUAUAAUUUACAUUCUUGUCUUGUUACAAUCUCACACUGAUAGUAGUCAUGCCUCAAAUUAAGUACCCAGCAAUUGACAUAUAGUCAGUCUGACAGAAAAACAAAUGGGGUAGGAUGUUCAGUAUAUUCUGAAAAAAAUUCCAGAAAAAUGGAAGUAUCUUAAGACAAAUAAGUAAGACGAAGAAAAACUAAUUCAGCAUCAAAACUAAGAGAAAACAAUGAUUUUGGAAAAUCCGUCUUCACAGUGAAAACUAUUCUGAUAUCUUAUUUUGGCAAGAAAGAUCAGCA
Molecule: messenger RNA, 2816 nt
Organism: Owenia fusiformis
Lineage: Eukaryota; Metazoa; Annelida; Polychaeta; Sabellida; Oweniidae
Source: the annotation of a GenBank genome assembly